AAUCAGUCAACUGACCAUACAUUUCGGACAUUCCAGUCAAGACGGAUCAGAACACACCGUAGACGGCACCGGUUUUACGGCCGAGAUUCAGAUGCUGGCUUACAAUUCGGAUUUGUACAGUAACUUUACAGCGGCCAUGACCUUGCCUAGAGGUUUAGUCUGUGUAUCGAUUCUGAUUAAGGUGUCCAACGAAACACACCCGCACUUCGAGAGAAUACACAGAGCUAUGAACGAAACCAUAUAUAAAGGUGACAGAAAACAUGUAGCCUACCUGAACCUGCGUCGACUGCUGCCUGACACCGACCAUUACGUCACGUAUGAAGGCUCACUGACACAUCCGGCUUGUCAUGAGACCGUGACCUGGAUUAUUUACAACAAGCCUAUUUUUAUCAGUCACUCCCAGCUGGCUGGAUUGCGAAGACUGAAGCAAGAUACGAUCUACAACCCCGUGCUACUGAUGGCAGGCAACAUCCGGCCCUUGCAAGCCUUGAACCAAAGGACUGUGAGGACGAACAUCAAUUUC
Molecule: messenger RNA, 523 nt
Organism: Candidula unifasciata
Lineage: Eukaryota; Metazoa; Mollusca; Gastropoda; Stylommatophora; Geomitridae
Source: the annotation of a GenBank genome assembly